AUUACCUAGCUAACUAGAAUAAUCCUUGUACACAAGUCAAAGGGUGAUAGUAAUUAAGAGAUGAUCGAGCAAUAUUAUGGAAUAUGAUCAUGAUGGUAACAUUUCAUCCGACUGGUGUGUUUGGUUGAUGACUGAUCAUCAUCGAUGGCUUGGGUAGAUAAGUCCAAAGUGGGACCAAACACGGCCUACAGAGGAUUAUUAGUUAUAUAUAUAUACAUACUAUAUGGAGGGAGAAAACAGAAGAGACCCCACAAACCCUGCAUGUGCAACACGUGUACAGUCAGAAACAUCCCGCUCCAUCUCUGAUAUAUUGUAUAUGUAGAAGAAAAAAAAAAAAAGAGAAAAGGUUCUAUUAUAAGGCAUACAAUUGUUACAGGAGGAGAUACUGCAACUUUUCAGGCCCUUUCCCAAAAAUCGUAACUGGGCCACUCCCUCCAAUAUUGUACUGCUCCCCACAUUAAAUUCACCACUACAUGACACUUCCGUAUCCAUCUUCUUCAUCUGCCUAAACUUUUCUCUCUAACUCUCUCUCUCUCUUUCGUUAGUACUACAUUUUCUCAUAAAAGAGCCUCUUCUAAAGAUAUAGUAGUCCUUUCCUUACUCCUUCUCCUCACCAAUAUAUUAUCGUUUUGAUCAACAUAUAUAUAGAAAAAAAUGGGACACCACUCAUGCUGCAACAAACAGAAGGUGAAGAGAGGGCUAUGGUCCCCAGAGGAAGAUGAGAAACUCAUCAACUACAUUUCAACCUAUGGUCACGGUUGUUGGAGCUCUGUUCCAAAACUUGCAGGCCUACAAAGAUGCGGAAAGAGUUGCAGACUAAGAUGGAUAAAUUAUCUGAGGCCUGACCUAAAACGUGGGAGCUUCUCACCCCAAGAAGCUGCCCUCAUCAUUGAACUCCAUAGCAUUCUAGGCAACAGAUGGGCUCAAAUAGCGAAGCACCUACCAGGAAGAACAGAUAACGAGGUGAAGAACUUUUGGAACUCAAGCAUAAAAAAGAAGCUCUUGGCCCACGACCAUCAUCAUCAUCAUCAUAUCAUUCCAGCUGCAGCUUUAAGCUCCUUCUCUGAUCACAUUCAUUUCCCUGCCACAAUGACUUCCGCUUGUUCUGGCGAUCAUCAUCAUCAUGAAGCUGCUGGUUUCUUUACUUUCACCGCUGGAAACCCUAAUAACAACAUGAUCCUCACCUCUCAAUCACAACCGCACCAUGAACAACAGCUAUACAUGCCCAUUAAUCCAGCGGCGCCGCCGUCACUCAUGGGGACUCAAGGAUUGUUCUACCACCACAAUAACAAUAAUGCCAUUCAUGACCUUUCACCUCCCACCAGCAGCAACAUUAAUCAUCUAUCAUCAACCACACUCAAUUAUGAUUCGUCAUUGAUGUCGUUUUUAGGCUAUCAACCUGCUCCAGCCCUUGAGACGUCAUUCGAUCAAAAUUUAAGCGCUCAAGAUAUUAAUUAUAAUCACGUAGAGGACAAGCCUGAGCUUAUCAUCGAUCCGAGCAUGAUGAUAUUAUCAGCUUAUGAGAACGCGUUAAUGGCGGCUCCCACGUCCAUGCCAAAACUAUGUGAUGAUAUGAUUGACAUUGGUAACUUGUGUUCCACGGCACCUACAUUUUCGUCCUCUCCACAGGCCGAAGUAGUACUUCGUAACCAGUCAUCUGCUGCUUCAAAAGCUGUACUCUCAAGUUUCCAGGAUUCUUGCGUGCCAAAUAUUACCAGUCAAACGUCCGAGUACAUUGAUGCCAUGAUCAUGCCGUCGCUACCUUUAUCUUCAUCUUCAUCGUCUUUGUCGUCUCCGUCCUCAUGCAUAUCAGCAUUGUCAACGCCAUUACCUAACGGUCAAUUCGUGAACCAGCUUAGCUAAACUUUGCUAAUAUUAUAUAUAAAUAUAUAUAUAUGUAUAAUUUACAUUAUUGUGGCAGUAGUACAAGAAGAAAUCAUUUUGGAAUGUUAAAGUAUUUUUUAUGUAUGGAAUUCUAUGAAUAUGUUUGCAUGGAUUUAUGAAUAGCACAGUGCAAUAAUAUUUGUUCAUGUCC
Messenger RNA from Humulus lupulus (European hop), 2035 nucleotides. Its product is annotated as transcription factor MYB26. The record is from RefSeq and is a predicted model, not a curated record. The transcript has 3 exons. Bases 655 to 1863 code for a protein of 402 amino acids. NCBI's taxonomy places the organism in Eukaryota, Viridiplantae, Streptophyta, Magnoliopsida, Rosales, Cannabaceae.